AUGAACUUAAUUAUACAAACAUUUAUAUUUUUAAUUGCAGUCUAUAUUUGCGAUGCUGGUUAUGGAAUACCAGCCUCACCAGAGGGGAACCCGCAAUCCGACGUGGAGGCCCCGGCGUAUGUACCGUCGUACCUGAAGAAUCAAAAAAUUUCAAAAACGGGCUACACCAAAACCAGAAGCUACUCAGGCACCAAAACUGCUUACAGUGGCACUAAAACUGGAUAUUCCGGUUACUCGGGCACUAAGACCAGUUACAGUGGUACUAAGACCGGUUACAGUGGUACUAAGACCAGCUACAGUGGCACUAAAUCAGGAUAUUCGGGUACUAAAUCAGGGUACGGCGAGCGAAAGACUUGGUACUCUAGUUCUGGACAAGCGCCCAGUUAUGAUGAAUUUCAUAGUAAUGCCAACCUACCUUAUACUGCAAAAUGUGAUCCGGAGUGCAAGAACAAUGGGAUAUGUGUGGACACAAACACCUGCCACUGUCCCGCCAACUUCCACGGCCGAUAUUGCGAAUUUGAGAAGAAACCAUGCCUCGUGUACCCGCCGUUACCCAUGAACUCCAAUAGGAGUUGCUCCGCAGACUUCUGCACAGUCCAGUGUUUACCUGGCCACAAGUUUAUCGACGGUACCACUGUCGCCAACAUGCGCUGUUUGGACGGCCAGUGGAGGCCGACGCGAGCUGACUUCUCUACCAUCCCGGACUGUGAGCCGGAGUGCAACCCUUCGUGUCAGAAUGGAGGCAUCUGUCUGUCUCUCAACACCUGCCAGUGUCCGGAUGGAUACAGGGGUCCACAGUGCCAGUACUCUGCGAGCGCCUGCGAGAUGCGAAAGCUAGCUUUCAACGGUGGAUACUCCUGCUUCGGAGAUGACGACACUUACUCCUGCAAAUUGAACUGCCCCAGCGGCUCCACAUUCAGCGUACCUCCAGCACCUCAAUACACCUGCCUGUAUUCCACUGGGGUGUUCGAACCGCAGCCUAUACCUCAUUGUGUCUUCAACGAUGUGGUCGUUGUACAUCCAAGCAAUUACCACAAUAUGAGCGUUUACGAAAGUCACUACAAUAUGAGCAGUUCGAGUCAAAGCAGUUACGGGUACAGUCACAGUCACAGUGGUGUUUAUGGCGGUAGUGAGACCGAGAACGUUGUGAUGGUGGUACAAGACCUCACCCCCAAAGGCGGCACCUGCCUCACGUGGGCAGGAGUGCAUUACAAAACCUUCGACGGCAAGAUUUAUAGCUUCGAGUCUCCGUGUGAGCAUGUUCUGGUACGAGAUGCAAGGGAGCACAAGUAUACUGUGGUGGUCAAACACAGCGAGUGCAAGAGGAAGCCCUACUGUCCGAGCGAGCUCACCAUCUACAUGGAGGACAAGCCGUACAUGCUCAGCGUUGGAGAGGAUGGUUCGGUGAUAUUCCGCAGUACAAAACGUCUACUCCCAAUGCCGGCGUCUCUGCCAGGCAUCCGCGUCUCCAUGCCAGCUGACUUCGUACUCGUCAACUUGGACGCUGCUGGUGUCACUAUUAAAUGGGACUCCAAUAACGUGGUAUUGGUAGAUGGAACGGUUCAACUCUGGAACAACACUGAAGGCCUCUGUGGUACACUAGACGGAAACCCAGAAAACGAUAUGAGAACUAAAGUUGGCACUAUUGCCAAAACCAAGUCCGCAAUGGCUUCCUCAUGGCAGGUCAAUAAAAUAGGAGUUCAAGUAGUCCAUAAUAGUACAAAACCAUUUAAAAUUUGUAGAUAUGUGGAAGGUACAUAUAUAUCUAAAGCCGAUGAAGAUAUGAAGAAAGCUUUACAGUUUUGUACCAAAGUAUUCAGUAAGGAGAAAUUCCGCAAGUGCUCCAAGGUUAUGGAUAUAUCAAUGUUACUGGAAACGUGUCAAUGGGACUACUGCGCUUGUAUAAGCAGUUUGAGUCCUGAAGAAUGCGCUUGCAGCACGGUAUCUGUGUACGCUAAGGAAUGCCUGAGACAUGGUGUGGAGGGAAUGAAGUCGUGGCGGGAUCCUGACACCUGCCCCAUGCACUGCCCCGAAGGCAAGCUAUACAAUUCGUGCGGCCCUGAUAUUCAGCCCAGCUGCGCAUUCUCCUCACCUACAAAAUCCGACAACUCCAGCUGUGUCGAGGGUUGCUUCUGUCCUGAGGGUCAACUUCUGGAGGGUGGGAAAUGCGUCACCAAAGACGAGUGCCCCUGUCGCCUGAGGAACCGCAGUUUUAAGCCGGGUUCAGUUGUACCUAAAGAUUGCAAUAAAUGCACGUGCCAGGCAGGCGAGUGGUCGUGUACCCAAGUGGCGUGCGGCGCGCGCUGCAGCGCUGUGGGCGACCCCCACUAUACCACCUUCGACGGCCUCCGCUACGACUUCAUGGGGCAUUGCACCUACAUACUCCUCAAGACUGACAACAUCACGGUUGAAGUUGAGAAUGUCGCGUGUUCUGGUGCCAUUACUGAGGCAAUGAACCUUGUACCUUACAAAGGUGCAGGGAAGCCAUCUUGCACUAAAUCAGUGACAGUGAACUACGACGGAGCCAGGAUCCACCUGAAGCAGGGUGGAUUCAUUCUCGUUAAUGGCAAGGAAGUCACCGCACUGCCGGUUACUGUUGGCAAGAUCAGGAUACGAGCUGCCUCGUCGCUCUUUGUUAUAGUGCAACUUCCAAUUAAAGUGGACCUGUGGUGGGACGGAAGCACCAGAGUGUUUGUAGAUGUACCACCCGCAUUACAAGGGAAAACGCAGGGUCUUUGUGGAACACUAAAUCGGAACCAAAAAGACGACUUCCUAACACCUGAAGGUGAUAUUGAGCAGUCAGCACUGGCGUUUGCGAACAAGUGGAAAACUAGAGAACUCUGCGACGACAUGGUCGCUACAGAACCAGAGCAUCCUUGUAAAGCCAAUAUCGAGAACAAGGAGGCUGCUGAGAAGUAUUGUAGUAAAUUGAAGAGUAAACUGUUUGAAGAGUGCCACUGGUACGAGGACGUGGAGCCGUACUACAGCGCGUGCGUGUACGACAUGUGCGCGUGCGGCGGCGACGUGCCGCGCUGCCUGUGUCCCGCGCUCGGCCACUACGCCGAGACGUGCGCGCGGCUCGGCGUGCGUCUGCAGUGGCGGUACAACGUCAAGGAGUGCGAACUAUCAUGCACGGGCGGGCAAGAGUACACAGUAUGCUCAGAUAGCUGCUUGAGGCAGUGCUCCGACUUGGCGCUGCAGGACACGUGCCGCCCCUCCUGUGUCGAGGGCUGUGCAUGUCCCCCUGGACAGGUCUUGGAUGAUAACGGUGCAUGUAUACCGGUCGGUCUUUGCCCCUGCUAUCACAAAGGGAUGAAAUUCAACGCCGAGUACAAGGAAGUGAGACCGGGGAGACGCGAAAGGGAGUUGUGCACAUGCGUGGGUGGUCGAUGGGAAUGCAAGCCAGCAACGCAGAACGACAUUCAGAACUAUCCACCAGCUGAGGACCUGAAGAGCAACUGCAGUGCUACCGACCACAUGGAGUUCACCACCUGCGUCAUUGCAGAACCACUCACAUGCAAGAAUAUGCACCUGCCCCCGUCUAAGACGAGCGAGGAGUGUCGUCCAGGGUGCCAGUGCAAGAAGGGCUAUGUACUAGACACCAGCUCCAAGAAGUGCGUGGUGGGCACCCAGUGUCCGUGCCACCACGGCGGCCGCAGCUACCCGGACGGUCACGUCAUGCAGGAGGAGUGCAACACUUGUGAAUGCAAGAGCGGCAACUGGUCGUGCACGUCGCGGCGCUGCGCGGGCGUGUGCGGCGCGUGGGGCGACUCACACUUGACCACUUUUGACGGCGCUGAUUACGACUUCGAGGGUGUCUGCACGUACUUAUUGGCGAAGGGCGUAAUGGACUCAAAUGAUGGAUUCGACAUCGAGAUACAGAAUGUUCCAUGCGGCACUACAGGAGCGACAUGUUCCAAAUCGAUAACCCUUAAAGUGGGAAGUGGCGACCAUCAAGAGGUGGUCUCACUUACCAGAAACGCGCCGCUACCCGACGUAUCUAAAUUGAAAAGGAUCACCCUGCGCGUGGGCGGUGCGUACGUGUUCGUAGAAGCUCGCUCACUGGGCGUGCGUGUGCAGUGGGACCGAGAACUGCGCGUCUACGUCACUCUAGAGUCGCUGUGGCAAGGGCGGGUGAAAGGUCUAUGCGGCAAUUACAACUCAGAUCUGCGCGAUGACUUCCAAACGCCAUCUGGUGGCGGCAUCGCCGAGUCUUCAGCACUUAUAUUCGCAGACUCCUGGAAACUGAAACCCACGUGCCCGAAAGCGCAGCCCGUUACUGACUACUGCAAGCAGCGGCCGGAGCGCAACGAAUGGGCGGUGAGCACUUGCAGCGCGUUAAAGCGAUACCCGUUCUCGCUGUGCCACAGCGAAGUGUCGGCCGAUCGCUGGAUGCAGCGCUGCACGCGCGACGCGUGCGCGUGCGACUCGGGCGCGGACUGUGCGUGUGCAUGCGCCGCACUCGCCGCGUACGCGCACGCGUGUUCGCUGCGAGGCGUCGUACUCCGCUGGCGGACUCCGCAGCUAUGUCCGAUGCAAUGCGACGACGAGUGUUCAAACUACGACCCGUGCAUGUCGGCGUGCCCGCUCGAGACCUGCGACAACACCAUCGAGUAUGCAGAGAUCAAGACCAACUGCGAACAAGAAAUAUCUUUACCAGGUUGCAAGCCAAAGAAGUCCUGCCCAGAAGGCUCCGUGUACAGUAACGGCACGUUAACGGAGUGCGUACCGCGUGCCAAGUGUAAACCAUUGUGCAUGACCCUCCCUGACGGUAAGGAGAUACUGGAAGGAGAAAUCAUUGAAGAGGACGCCUGCCACACUUGCCGAUGCUCCAAGAAGAGCAGGGUUUGCACUGGACAACCGUGUUCCACUAUAGCGCCUAGAUUGAUUGAGGAAAGUACAACAUCAAGGCCGCACGAUGAGCCACUCAAAUGUGUUACCGGAUGGACAGAGUGGAUCAGUAGACACACGCCCGAAGCUGGAACUAAUGGACAGUCUGUUGAGAAGGAGCCGCUACCUGAAAUUAAGGAACUGGAAAUUGGCACCUCAAUGUGCAAUCAAGACAUGAUGACGAAGAUCGAGUGCCGCACGAAGGUGAACCACCAGAGUCCGAAGGAGACUGGACUCGACGCGGAGUGCAGCCUCGAGCGAGGACUGCUCUGCAGGGAGACCGGGGGCACGUGCCCAGACUUCGAGAUACGGGUCUACUGCGAGUGUGAAGAACAGUUCCAAUGUCUGAACGCUGACCGACCAAGCUACCCGCACCCGAAGAACUGCAGCCAAUUUUACGAGUGCACCCCUGACCUGCUAAACCCUGAUAAGCCUCACACCGUACUCAAGUCCUGCGUGGAGGGCACCAUGUACAACAACAACACCAUGGUGUGUGACUGGCCUGCUGCUGUCAUACCUCUGCGGCCAGAAUGCGGCCAACCGCAAGGUAUUGCUGCAACAACGACGUAUAUUCCAGAGAUAGCCACGUCAUUAGCUACAGCUCCCCGAACACCGACGCAGACAACUGCGAUAUGUCCACCGGGGCUGGUAUACUCUGACUGCGCGUAUCCCUGCGACUCACUUUGCGAUCACUUCAAGAAGACACUACAGAAUAAAAGCAGGUGCAUCCCUGGAGAGAAAUGUGUUGAAGGCUGCGUGCCGGAGACACAGUGCGGUGGCGACACUAGAUGGCGCGACGAGAACACUUGCGUGCCGAUAAACUCCUGCACGUGCUAUGACGAUCUGGAUCAUAUUGGAAGUAUUGUGAAGCCGGGUGGCGUUGUGAAGAAAGGUUGCCGCAAAUGCCAGUGCCUCAACAACGAGUUGCACUGUGAUUCUAGUCUGUGCACUACAGAAGAGAUUACCACCUCCACCACCACUACUACGACCACCACACCAGCGCCCACCGUCCCGUCGACGACGUUCAUACCCGUCACCAGCACGGUCCCGCCUACGGUCGCUCCCACCACUGCGACCACUUCCACUCCUCUUAUAGUACCGAGUACUGUCUCGCCACCACCUGAAUGCUCUCCUGACAGUUACAAGAACCUGUUGUGGGGUGACGAGCCUUUGGAGGAGACAGCGUUCAGCGCCAGCUCCGUCGCCAACGAGUUGUUCGAGCCGCAGUACGCUGUGCUCGACGGACAUCCGCUCGACAUCACCGCCGGAAGCUGGGCACCAAAGAAGAUGGACAAGGACCAGUACAUACAGGUGGAGUUCCCGCGUCGCGAGCCUGUGUAUGGAGUCAUACUACAGGGCAGCCCACUCUUCGACCAGUACGUCACCAGCUACGAGCUCAUGUACGGAGACGACGGACAUGUAUUCUCCGUGGUCAAUGGUCCUGAUGGUAACCCCAAGGUGUUCCGCGGUCCAGUGGACCACGAGAAGCCAUCGAAGCAGAUGAUCGAGCCGCCGAUCGAAGCGAAGUUCGUACGAAUCCGACCGCUCACCUGGAACGAGGAGAUCGCCGUCAGGUUCGAACUGAUCGGCUGCCAGGAGCCCUCUUCUACAACUGAACUAGCUUCGUCAACGAGCACGCCGUCGGUAGAGUGCACGGACGCACUGGGUCUGGCGGCCGAUCUGCCCGUAGAGAACAUCGAAGUCAGCUCCAACAACGACGCCCGCAAGUACUUCACGCUGGACGCCGAGCGCGGGUGGACCGCCCUCUACAGCACGCCCGGGGAGUGGAUCAUGUUCGACUUCAUAUCCCCGCGGAUCAUCACCGGCAUUAAAACGAAAGGAGGUCCAUCAGGCUGGGUGACAACUUACAACGUGAUGUUCACCUCGGACCUUUCCACCUUCAACCCCGUUUUGGACAACACCGGGUCGUACAAGGUGUUCCCUGGAAACUUCGACAGUAACACCGUGGUCUUCAAUGAAUUCAAGCUACCGAUCCACGCACGGUACUUGAAGGUGCUGCCGCUGACGUGGAAGAAGGGCAUCGAGAUGAGGGUCGAGCCGAUUGGAUGCUUCGAGCCGUACCCGACGACAACAGCGUCGCCACUACCGGAAGAGGAAGCCGUCUCGCCUGCGAGCCCGUGCGCGCGGUGCCCGGGCGUGCAGCCCGCCGCCUGCGCCUGCGCGCCCGCCCGCUACUACGACGGCGACGGCUGCGUGCCGCGCGACCAGUGCCCCUGCAUCCAGUCCUUCAUGACAUACGCUGUGGGGACAACGUUCCGCGGAUCGAACUGUGACGACUGCGUGUGCAAGCUCGGCGGCAUCACCAUCUGCAAGCCUGUCAAGGAAUGCGUCUGCGCACCUAAUCUAGUACCCAAGUUAUUGACAUCGAACUGCGAGUGUCUCUGCGAGCCGUGUCCAGAGGGCACAAGAAUCUGUCCCACCAGCAAGCUCUGUCUCCCACUAGACAAGUGGUGCGAUGGCCUGCAAGACUGUCCUGAUGAUGAAGUCGCAUGCACCACAACUACAUCCACAACUACACCGACCACGACAGUAACGACCCGUAAGCCUCUAGAGCAGUUGGUACUGACCACCGUCGCUCCGACGCUACAAGCGGCGCCUCUCACCACUGCUACCAGCAUUACUACUGUUACCACACCGAAACCGGUGGAGUGUCCGAAGGUGGAAUGUCCACCUGGCUACUUGGUUCGGUAUACGUCUACCAGCGCGUCGAGCUACUCCACCUCAUCAACCUCGGACCUUCCUCCGCCCAGACCGAGAUAUUCCUACCAGAGGUACUAUAAGGGAGGUGGAGGAUACUCCAAGGGAGGGUUUUCAAAAGGUGGCUACUCUAAAGGAGGGUAUUCAAAAGGUGGAUUCUCUAAAGGCGGUUACGGUGGAUUUGGUGCACCUGCCGCCCAACCGAACCGGUUCACCCUGGAGAAGCCGGCGAACUCGAGCCAGCCGACGCAGCACGUGUGCCCGCAGUUCAAGUGCGUGCCGCGGCUGCCGCCGUACAUCCCGGGCACCAAACCCGCUCCUCGCGACUGCUCGGCGCCAGUGUGUCCGCCGCACUACACUCUCAGGAUCGACUCCAGCUCCAGUUCUGGGGAUAACUGUCCGCAAUAUGUGUGCGUCCCACCUCCUGAACGGCCGGUGUUCUGUAACAUUACGGGUCGUACCUUUACCACUUUCGACGGCGUCGAGUAUAAGUACGAUGUCUGCUUCCACAUACUCGCCAGAGACAACAGGUUCGACGCUUGGACUGUACUCGUCCGUAAGAAGUGUCGUCUGGAGGGCUGUCAGAACUACCUGAUCGUUCACCAGGACGACCAACUGAUCAUGGUGAAACCUAACUUGAUGAUCGAAUACGACAACUACGAGUACACUGUCGAGCAGACAUCCAAGAUCUGCUUCCAGAAGAACAGCUUCGAUGUCGAUCGUCUUGGUAACGGACUCUCCAUCAAGUCUAGAAAAUAUAACAUCACUGUACUGUAUUCGAGAGACGGUGACAUUAAAAUUGGGGUAUCGAAGAAGUACAUGGGAGCAGUUGAUGGUCUUUGCGGCGCGUUCGACGGAUCACAGAAAAAUGAGCGGCGUCUUCCGGACGGACAACUAGCGACCAGCGUGGACGAGUUCGGGCGAGCGUGGGCGAAACCCGGUCUACCAGCGGACGCUUGCAAGACGGCCGUCAUCGCGCAGGAGAAGCAGAAGCGUGCAUGGGACCUGUGCCAUGUCAUCACGAAAGAACCUCUAUCUAAAUGCGGCAAAGUACUGAAUCUGGACAAAUGGCGAAGCAUUUGCCUAGAAAAGAUAUGCGAAUGCGCUGAUCUGGUGGUGAAUGGUACUAAGAGAACCGACGAGGAGUGCCGCUGUCUGCUCAUCGAACAAAUGGUGGCCGAAUGUCUAGCUGCUGACAAAAACCUGGAUGUCACCGAGUGGAGGAUGCAAAUGGAUUGCCCUGCGGACUGUCCGCCGCCACUGGUCCACAAUGAUUGCUACCGCAAGCGGUGCGAGCCGACCUGCUCGAGCGUGGGCGCGGCCGGCCGCUCGUGUCCCGUAGAGGACGGCCAGUGCUUCCCCGGCUGCUACUGCCCUGAGGGGAAGCUGCGGAAGGGAGACCAAUGUGUGCUGCCCACUGACUGCCUCGACUGUAGUUGCAAGGGUGUGGGUACUCCGGCCAGUUACACCACGUUCGAAGGCGACGAGUUCCCAUUCCUGAGCAACUGCACGUAUCUCGCCUCCCGCGAUAGGAACGAGACCGGCCUCUACAAGUAUCAGGUGUACGCAACAAAUGGACCAUGCGAAGACAAAGCGGAUGUAACGUGCACUAAGAUUGUCCACAUCCUCUACGCCGACCACAUCUUACAAGUCACCAAGGAUAAUAACACCAACAAAUUGCAACUGACGAUCGACAAGACAGCACAGUUCAAGUUUCCAUUGAAAAAGGACUGGGUGACGGCAACCCAGAUCAAUGGACAAGAUAUCACUCUACUGCUGACUGAAGCUCACGUCGAAGUGAGCGUGCUGUACUCCAAAAUGGAGUUUACGGUGAACGUGCCCUCGUAUAUAUACAACAAUCGGACGGAAGGUCUGUGCGGAGUGUGCGGCGGACAGGACACCGCGCUGGUCACCAGCAACGGCACCGUCACAGAGGACAUUGAUGAGUACGGCGAGAGCUGGCAAGCGACGGGCGAGGUGGUGCGGGCCCUGCAGGUCCCCGCCGGCGCGUGCGGAGCGACGCCGCCGCCCGCCUGCGGCCCGCCGCCGCCCGACGACAACCCCUGCCUAGCACUCUACAACGCGGCCUUGUUCGGAGAGUGCCACGCGCUAGUGGAACCUCAGACGUACGUGGAGUCGUGUGAAGCGGAACAAUGCGCGCUCAAUACGAGCGACGCAUGCGCCACCUUCGAGCGGUACGCGGCCGCCUGCCGCCGCCAGGGUGUCUGUCUGCACUGGCGGGACACGCUCUGUCCCUACAACUGUUCAAAACCACUUGUAUAUCGUUCAUGUGUGGACUGCGAACGAACUUGCGAGAACAAUGACGAACUGACAAAGGAUCCGAAGAAAUGCAAGACUCAACCCGCCGAGGGUUGCUUCUGUCCAGAAGGAUUGGUACGAGUGAAUAACACAUGUAUAGAACCAAACAAGUGCUUCCCGUGCGAUGCCAAGAAGGAGCACUACGCCGGCGACGAGUGGCAGGAGGACGCGUGCAAGAAAUGCACGUGCAGCAAAGUGGAGGGUACCAACGAGGCGCACGUGUCGUGUCAGACUCAAACCUGCACCACGCCCGUCUGCGGCCACGCCGAGGACAUGCUCGCGCGGCCCACCACGCCGGGCGCCUGCUGCCUGCAGUACGUCUGCGUGCCUAAACCAAUCGAAAAGAAAUGCAAAGAACCAAAGAAGAUGGAGUGCGGGUUCGGACAGGUGUUGAAACAGAAGACUACGCCGAAUGGAUGCAAGGAAUUCUCUUGUGAAUGCAAGCCGGCGAGCGAGUGUGAGCCGAUACCGAACGAGAACGAGGUGGACAUCAUCGAGCCGGGCAUGGAGCGCGUGGUGGACGCGUCCGGGUGCUGUCCCCGGGUUCAGUUCUCGUGCCGCCCGGAGACCUGCCCGCACAAACCGGAUUGUCCGAAGUUCCACAACCUCACCACCACCAACGUGCCGGGCAAAUGUUGUCCCGAGUAUAAGUGUGAGUUACCGACUGACAGGUGUGUAGUAACGCUAGAGUGGGAAGCCGCUCCGAAAGGUGGUGAGAAACCACGCAAAACACCUGAAAUUGUUCUAAAAGACGUGGACGAGGUGUGGCUGGACGGGCCGUGCCGGUCGUGCGGGUGCGGGGCGGCGGCGGCGGGCCCGCGGGCGGAGUGCGCGACGGCCGCGUGCGCCCCCGUACCACGCGACGCGCAGCUGGUGUGGGAGGCGCAGGCGGUGCCGUUCGCGUGCUGCCCGCGCGCCGUGCCGGUCGCCUGCCGCGACGGAGACGACAUUUACAGGGUGGGCGAGAACUGGACGUCACCGUACAACCCGUGCGAGUCGUACGCCUGCGUAGAAGUGGAGGACGGCAAGUUGGACAAGGUUACUACGGUGCAGCGCUGCGACACUGACUGCCAAGCUGGUUGGAAGUACUUCCCAGCGGCGGAAGGAGGUGAGGAAUGCUGUGGCAAGUGUCGGCCGGUGGCCUGCGUGGUGGACGGCCGCCAUAGGAAUAUCAGCGAGGAGUGGACCUCUGAUGACUUCUGCACCAACUACACCUGCGUCGACGUCAACGGCACCCUUCAAGUCCAAUCCUCGGACGAGACGUGUCCGGAAGUGUCGGACACCAUCAAGAAGCUGUACGUACUGCAGGAACAAAGGCAGCCCGGCAAAUGUUGCCCCAAGCACGAGGCCAUCGCCUGCAAGGUCGGCGAUAAGGUCUACCAGGAGAACGAGACGUGGCCGACGUCAGACCCGUGUAGAAACGUGACGUGUUCGCGCGACGAGGAAGGGCGGCUGGUGCAGGCGGGACGCGUGCAGCACUGCUCGCAGGACUGCCCACGUGGCCGCCAGUACCGCGCGCCGCACACCAACCACACCUGCUGCGGGGACUGCGUCGCGGCCGCCUGCCUCGACAGAGACAAACUACGGCAGCCGGGCGAAAGUUGGCAGUCGGACGACAAAUGCACGACGUUCUCGUGCGACCGGUCGGGCGACGAGUUGUCUGUGACUGUGUCGCGCGAGGCGUGUCCCGACGUGUCGGCGUGUGCACCCGAAGACCUCGUCAACUCCACCUGCUGCCAACUCUGCGUUGAGAAGCCGCAAGCACUCAGUAAAUGUGUGCCGGAGUCCAUACCACCGAAACAGUCGAUAGGUUUGAUCCGGCUCCGAGGACCACACGGACUCUGCAUCAACAAGCAGCCGCUCACUGGCUUCAAGGAGUGCCGCGGGACUUGCGACUCGGGGACCAUUUUCAACAACAAGACUGGCAGCCACGACUCGUCGUGCGAGUGUUGCCAGGUGGCGUCGUACGAGCGGCUGGUGGUGGCGCUGCGGUGCGAGGACGGCGUCCAUCUGCAGCACUCGGUGGCCACGCCCGCGCGCUGCACCUGUCGCCGCUGCGGGGACUCGCUCGCCCAGUGGCCCACUACGACAGGGUCUACGAACACCAAAGUCCAUUACGGCUACAACCCCGAGUCGUACGACGAGGUGCCGGAAAUAUACCAAAGAUUCGGCACGGAGAAACCGAGCCGGAAUUAAACAAUACACCAUGUACCUAUAG
Molecule: messenger RNA, 12145 nt
Organism: Achroia grisella
Lineage: Eukaryota; Metazoa; Arthropoda; Insecta; Lepidoptera; Pyralidae
Gene: Hml
Product: hemocytin
Exons: 74
Coding region: 1-12123 (4040 amino acids)
Cellular component (GO): extracellular matrix; extracellular region
Molecular function (GO): protein binding; chitin binding
Source: RefSeq, a predicted model, not a curated record